UUCUAGCUGCAUUUAAGCAAUUGAGCUGCUUUUACUUUUAUUUUGUGUCACCCGAUGUGGGUUUUAACUCAUCUUUUUUAUGACACCACCGCUCCUUGUAUCGCGUCUGUCACCUUGAAUCUGAAUGAACGGGAGAUAUUGCGCCACGUUGUUUUAUUGUGAAGGCCUUGCCCGGAUAUCGUAUGCUUUAGUUCGGCAACUCGACUCGUGCCCAUGCAGCGAAGCAGCGAAGCAGCGCGAGCCGCUCAGCUGUUCGAAUCUUUCCGUCUUAAUAGUAAAGUUUUUGGAGGGAGUUUUAUUGCCUUGUUCGCUUUUGCUGGGUUUGGACCGGGGAUCGGGUCCUGGAGGAAUGUGAGCAUCGCUGACUGACUCUGUCUGUGACUUAUACCGGACAGAGCCCAGGGUUAGAAUGCCGGGGCUUGGGGUUCUGGUUGUGCUGAGCCUCAGUCUGAACCUCCACACGUGCCUGGGCUUUCCCAGCCAGCUGGUGAACCUGGAUAAGGAGCUGGGCGGCGGCGGGAACUCGAGCCAAGGGGCGCACGGAUGCGGGAUGUGCGAGCCCGACCUGUGUCCGGAGACGCGCGGCUGUCGGGCCGGCCUGGUGCCGGACGCCUGCGGCUGCUGUAUGGAGUGCGGAAACGUGGAGGGUCAAGCGUGCGACCCGGGGAACCGCAGCGUCUACUACGGGCUGUGCGGAACCGGGCUGCGGUGUCAGGCGGACCCGCGACCAGCUGGAGGAGGAGAGGAUGAAGAAGAAGAGGAGGUGUGUGUGUGCGACGAGCAGGAGGCAGUGUGUGGGUCGGACGGAACCACUUACAUGAACAUGUGUCAGUUCAGAGAGGCUGCGUUCUCCAAAGCCCAGCUCCGAACCAGAGGGAGGGGGCCGUGCACGGCAGUCCCUGUCAUUAAGGUUCCUCCUCAAAGCCAGAUGAACGGAACUGGCAGCAGGCUGGUGUUCCUCUGUGAGGUCUUCGCGUUCCCCAUGGCUCUGGUGGAGUGGAGGAAGGUGGGUCGUGACGUCAUCCUGCCCGGAGAUGACCCCCACAUCUCAGUCCAGUCCCGGGGCGGUCCGCUGAGGUUCGAGCUGUCCAGCUGGCUGCAGAUCGAGGGAGCGGUGCUGGAGGACGCCGGGACUUAUCGCUGCAUAGCCAGGAACACUGUGGGUUUCGUCUCUGCCUCCGCUGUGCUGGGUGUACUGGGAGCAGAGGACUUGUCAUCCUUCCUUGCCAAUAGGGAUCCAGAGCGGAAGCUGUCAGACUACAACCAGAACUUCUACUGAACAAUCACCCUGUGAUGCCUUGGACCCGUGGACGCACACACAGGGUCUGGUGAACCUGUAGGUGUAAAAAUAAACAGGCAAUCAGCCACAGCC
Molecule: messenger RNA, 1372 nt
Organism: Betta splendens (Siamese fighting fish)
Lineage: Eukaryota; Metazoa; Chordata; Actinopteri; Anabantiformes; Osphronemidae
Product: kazal-type serine protease inhibitor domain-containing protein 1-like
Exons: 4
Coding region: 410-1279 (289 amino acids)
Biological process (GO): regulation of cell growth; regulation of signal transduction
Cellular component (GO): extracellular region
Molecular function (GO): insulin-like growth factor binding
Source: RefSeq, a predicted model, not a curated record